CCUCUCUUUCAGUUUGUGUCACUCUUUCUUUUCAUUUUUAUUUUAUUUAAUUUUCUGUGUUUCUUCACGUUUGAGGGGUCUCUGUUCUGGGCUCUGUUUUCUUGGUGGAGCUUAGACAGAGAAACAUGGGUUGCUUUUGUUGCUCACGAAAAUCUUGUAAGAAAUCGGUCACCGAAGACUUUGGCCACACCAAUUUCACUGCUUCAGAUAAUGUCAAAGUUGAUUUAAAAGCAAAUGGGAAAAAGGAAGAUGGGUCGAAAAGCGAUCAACUUGCUCUGGAUGUAAAGAAUUUAAAUUUGAAAGAGGAGGUUUCGGAGGGUGGUAAAGAUAAUGGUAACCGGGCGCAGACGUUUAGUUUUCAUGAACUUGAAGUUGCAACAGGAAAUUUUAGGUUGGAUUGCUUUUUGGGUGAGGGAGGCUUUGGCAAGGUUUACAAGGGACACUUGGAGAGAAUAAACCAGGUUGUGGCUAUAAAGCAACUCGACCCAAAUGGACUUCAAGGAAUUCGGGAAUUUGUUGUUGAAGUGUUGACAUUGAGUUUGGCUGACGAUCCUAAUCUUGUCAAAUUGAUUGGAUUUUGUGCUGAGGGAGAGCAGAGGCUAUUAGUUUAUGAGUACAUGCCAAUGGGAUCUUUGGAGAACCAUUUGUUUGAUCUUUCGCCCGGUAGAAAACCUCUUGAUUGGAACGCAAGAAUGAAAAUAGCUGCUGGCGCAGCUAAGGGUUUGGAAUAUCUACACGAUAAAAUGAAACCUCCAGUAAUUUAUCGUGAUUUGAAAUGCUCUAACAUUUUGUUGGGAGAGGGAUAUCAUCCUAAGUUGUCUGAUUUUGGCUUGGCAAAAGUAGGCCCAAGUGGUGAUAAGACCCAUGUUUCAACAAGGGUUAUGGGCACAUAUGGGUACUGUGCCCCAGAUUAUGCAAUGACGGGUCAAUUGACAUUCAAGUCAGAUAUUUACAGCUUUGGGGUUGUUCUUUUGGAACUCAUUACAGGCAGGAAAGCUAUUGACCACACAAAACCUGCCAAGGAACAAAAUCUGGUUGCAUGGGCAAGACCUUUGUUCAGAGACAGGAGAAAAUUCUCACAAAUGGUUGACCCAUUACUGGAAGGUAAAUAUCCCGUGAGAGGUUUAUACCAAGCUCUAGCCAUUGCUGCUAUGUGUGUUCAAGAGCAGCCCAAUAUGCGGCCCGUUAUAGUUGAUGUGGUUACAGCACUACAUUACCUUUCUUCUCAGAAGUAUGAUCCCCAAAUUCAUUCAGUACAAAGCUCCGGAAGAAGUCCAACUUCUCCAAGAACAAUGAAAAGGGAUGAUAAUCAAAGACACCUUUUUAGUAGUAAUGAGCACGAGAGAGACAAAUAUUCAAACUAGGAAAGCAGAAUGUUUUUGUCUGUUCAUAUGUUAUGUGCCUUGUUAUCAAAUUUUGUUUCAUAGGAGAUAACGGGUGCUUUGUCAAAUCUUAAGUCUCACAUGAGGAAAAAUUCAUCCUUCUAGUAAAACUCCCUCCAUGUACAUGCCAGCUUUUUUUCUUGUAUUUAAGAUGCCAUUUCUCAGUAGGAUUCUUCUUUUAUUGUUUAAUGUUUUGCCUAUUGGAUAGAAUUUAGCUUCAGUUACAUAAUAAAUUACUUAUUUUGUC
This is a messenger RNA of Abrus precatorius (Indian licorice), 1629 nucleotides long. RefSeq names its product probable serine/threonine-protein kinase PBL5. Bases 126 to 1364 code for a protein of 412 amino acids. Gene Ontology annotation, biological process: protein phosphorylation. The record is from RefSeq and is a predicted model, not a curated record. The transcript has 5 exons. Gene Ontology annotation, molecular function: ATP binding; protein kinase activity. Lineage: Eukaryota; Viridiplantae; Streptophyta; Magnoliopsida; Fabales; Fabaceae.